Messenger RNA from Rhinolophus ferrumequinum (greater horseshoe bat), 2524 nucleotides. RefSeq names its product mixed lineage kinase domain like pseudokinase (gene MLKL). Bases 303 to 1802 code for a protein of 499 amino acids. Gene Ontology annotation, biological process: cell surface receptor signaling pathway; protein phosphorylation. Lineage: Eukaryota; Metazoa; Chordata; Mammalia; Chiroptera; Rhinolophidae. The transcript is spliced from 12 exons. The record is from RefSeq and is a predicted model, not a curated record. Gene Ontology annotation, molecular function: protein kinase activity; ATP binding. Gene Ontology annotation, cellular component: plasma membrane.
CCAGUCUGAGUGAAUGUGUACGGGUGUGAGUGCACCCUGAAAUGCAAGGGCAUUCCGUCCAGUAUGGGGUCCUGCUUUGCACCCUGAGCUACAGGGAGAGCCUCUGGCCACCUGGCCCUGAACUGGAAUAAGAAGGUUUCAUUUCUGGAGGAAACCACAGCCCUGUUGCAGCUGGCAUCCUGUCGAGUCCCUCACAACCAGCGGGAGGCGAGCGCAGGCCACCGGAGAGAGGGAGGCAGAGGGACUUGGCACUUCCUGGGGAGCCUCGCCGACUUCUCCCCUGAGCGGAAGGCAGUCGUCUGAUGAGCCAGAGGUGUCUUCCUGGAACUGGGCACGGGACAGAUUGGACGCCCUCAGGUGGUAUAAGGUUUCUUCCAGGCAUGGAUAAAUUGAAGGACAUCAUCUCCUUUGGCUGGCAUAUCUACAGACAAUGUGAAGAGAUGAAAUACUGCCAGAAACAGUGUGAGCGUCUAAAGAACCGUGUCCGCCACCUGCUGGAGUGUCUACAAAUACUUCAGAACAAAGGAGUGACAAACCUGCCCCCCGAGAUCACCAAUACCGUGGACCGUUUCCAGGCUGUCCUAAAGGACGCUAAGAAGAAGAUAGAUAAGUAUAGCAAUAAAUCCAAUAUCCAUAAGUUUCUAACAGUAGAGAAGAACAAAAGGCUCUUUGAUGACAUAAAUGAGAAUCUGAAAUAUGUCUGGGAGCAGCUCUCGUUGCAGCUUCAAGCACAUCAGUAUGUGUAUAGUGUAAGCAUCAAACAAACAACAGCUUGCUGGCAAAAAGAAGACCAGCAGGAUGCAGAGGAAGAUUGGAGAGUCUUCCAAGGACUGAGUGGAAGUGAGAAAAGUAGGGAAGCUACUCUACUGAGGCAAUUGGAAAUCAUGGAACAAACCAUCAAAAUCAUGAGGCGCUCCUUACAGGAAUCCGUGAAGACGAUCCCAGAAUAUCAAAUCAAGGAGAUAAAGAAGGAGGAGCUUUCAGAAUCUAAUUGGCUCCUGCUAAGGAAAAAUGAAUUCAGCACACUUUAUAAAGGAAAAUACCACCAAUCUUCAGUGGCCAUAAAAGUAUUCAAUAACCCCCAGGCCAAAAGCACUGGAAAGGUGAGGCAAAUUUUCAAUAAUGAGAUCAGAACCAUGAAGAAAUUUGAUUCUCCCAACAUCCUGCGUAUAUUUGGGAUUUGCAUUGAUGAAGCUGUGACCCCACCUCAGUUUUCUAUCGUCAUGGAGUACUGUGAGCUCGGGACCCUGAGGGAACUGCUGGAUAGGCAAAAGGACCUUGAAAUCUCUGAGCGUAUCGUCCUGGUCUUGGGAGCAGCCAAAGGCUUGUACAGGAUGCACCACUCAGAAAACCCCGAACUCCACAGAAACAUCAGCAGCACAAGCUUCCUGGUAACUGAAGGCUACCACGUGAAGCUUGCAGGAUUUGAGUUGAGCAAGACACAGACUUCCAUCAGUCGAGAAACUAAGGGAAAAGAAGCAGAGAGAGUGAGCCCCACAGCGUACAUCUCACCUCAGAAACUGGAAAAUGUGUAUAAUAGCUAUGACAUAAAAGCUGAAAUCUACAGCUUUGGAAUUGUCCUCUGGGAAAUUGCCACUGGGAAGAUCCCGUUUGAAGGCUGUAAUUCUGAGACGAUUUAUCAGCUGGUGGCUGUGGACCGGCACCAGGAGCCACUGGGUGAAGAUUGCCCUUCUCAGUUGCAGGAGAUCAUUGAUGAUUGCCGGGCAUAUGAGCCGGACAGGCGGCCCUCUGUUAGUGAAAUCUUAGAGAAACUGUCUGUAUUUUACAAAGAUGUGGACUGAAACUAAAAGCAAAAGAUCCUUGGGCAAGAAGCUGGACGAGGUGCAAGCUGGGCAUCUUUCUCUCUCCAAUCCUUUGGCAUGCAGUUAUGAUGGGUGCAGGGACGCAGACCUUCUCUGUUACAAAUAGAAAACAGUUCCAGUCAUACAGAGCAUAUCCCACUCCAAAUGAUAUUGUCAAAAAUACACCUCUGAUAGUAACUGUGAUAGGUGUUUUACAAAAACAUGUCUCUCUAGUCACACCGCUUGGCACUAUGACUUUGCAGCUCCUCCCAUCAAGAAGUGGAGUCUACACAUGACACUAACAUACUAUUGUAUAUCAGUUAUACUUCAACCGAGAAAAAAAAAAGAGAAGUACUCUCUCCUGCAAACUGAAAUGUUUACAGAUGAUGAAAUUAUAUAUCUGAGAUUUGAUUCAAAAUAACCCAGGGGAAGGGGGAAUAGUUAUAGAUAAAGAAAAAGAUAAAAUAAGAUUAGCCAUGAGUUGGUAACUGUUGAAUCUGGAUGAUGGACACAUCGUGCUUCAUGUGUUCUUCUUUUCUGAAUAUGCUUUAAACUUUUCACAAUAAAAUGAUUUUUAAAAGAAAAUAAAGAAGUGGAGUCUACUUCCCCACCAUUUGAAUCUGGGCUGGCAUUGUGACUGGCUUUGGCCAAUAAAAUAUAGACGUGACGGUGUGCCGGUUCCAAGCCUAGGCUUCAAGAGGCUUUACAAACUCCCACUCCCU